CUCACUCAGCGCAAGAAAAAAAGAUACUGUACGAACCUUUCCAUCAUUGAUUGUACUCGAAUCAUCGUCAUCGUUGUCGCCGAAUGCGUGGAUCAGGGAGAGCGAUUGAUUGAACAGGCGCAAAGAAAAUAGGAGAACACGCCAUGAGCCAGAUAUCAACCAACUCGACGAAGAAAGCGAUCAAGGUAUCUUUGAAAGCCCUUCUCCUGAUACCAGCAAUUCUGUCACUCUUCGUUGUAUUUCUAUCCUCCAAACAAUUCGCCAAAACAUCACCGUUUGUCGGUAUUGAUUCGGCGUCAUGGGAACGGUUUUCCACAGUAUUUUCGAAAAGUAGUAUUCCGGCCUGCGAUAACUAUCCGUGGAAGGAAUCGGAAAAUCUGGUGGGGGACUGCGCCGGAUCGCUCACGGUCUUCAAGGGAGACCCUGCUACCGUAUCGUCUGUAGAAACCUGCGCCACUGCUUGCUGCGAGUCUGAUGACUGCGUUACGUGGCAGUUCCGCAAGGACGUCGGCUGCCUCCACGGUGGGGACGUACGCAUCGGAAUGGAGAAAGACGGGCCGGCCUCGUGGUGCAGCGACCAUGCUCCCCGCAAGUGGGAGGGUCAGUACGUAAUGCAGCGAGCACAUGGUCAGAUUGUAAAGAACAAGGAAGAGACCGGUGCCUGCUCGCUCGAUACGUGGAAUCCAAACGAGCAGCCUGGGCAGUGCUUUGGUCUAGGGGACGUGAAGAAAACGAGGAAGGACGACAAGUCGGUCCUCCUCAACAGCGCCAGGGCCUGCAUGGAGGCCUGCUGCGCCGAGGAAGAUUGCGGUGCCUGGCAGUUUCAGAGCGGCCUGGGUUGCUUUUACCACGCAAGAAUGCACGGAUGCAUUGAUACAUCUGAUCCCACAGUCUUUGAGCCCUUUGUGGGACGGAGAAAAUUCAGGUCGUCCCGAGAAUACGUCGACAUGAAGGGGAAGCCGUGGAGCCAGAAGCUAGAAUGAAGUGAAUUAUUGUCUCGAUGUACACUCUAUUAUCGGAUUUGUGUCCGUCAAAACUGGAUAUCUGUCUACUGAUACCUGCUACGAACUGUUUAUCUCAUAAUGAUAAUGUUGCGUGUUGUUUUGCCUUGACGGCUUUUCCCAACGACAGUGAAAAGAGGUUUUUGUAUUGCUGUUCUAUAAUACAAUUAUUUGCGUGAACCAGCCGUUUGUUUCCUCGUUCAGAGCACUUGCUCCCUACGGUCAGUGCCGCGCAACGAAAGGUAUGAUUGCCACUGGAGGAGAUCAUUGGAAUCCUUGAAGUGCCGAUCGAUUGUCCAUGACAUCCUCCUGGAUAUCGUCUCCGGCAGCUCACUAUCGUGGACACGAUCCGAUGCACUUUUACUUUGUGACCGUGGCGCGUCAUUCUACGUCACUAUCAUUUUGAUUUCUAUUUUCUCCCUCUCCUUCUUUAGUUGCUAGAAUACGAUGCCUACUGUCGGCAUGCUAUUCGCAAACGUGCGGCCUAGGCUUGGGAAAAAUCAUUCACAAACGAAUAGCUCCGUCGAAGCAACGGUGAUCUCGCAGAUGAUUGUCAGCCUUAUCACUAGUAUCA
Pseudo-nitzschia multistriata is the source of this 1575-nucleotide messenger RNA. The record is from the annotation of a GenBank genome assembly. NCBI's taxonomy places the organism in Eukaryota, Bacillariophyta, Bacillariophyceae, Bacillariales, Bacillariaceae.